AUGAAGAAGACAAAGCAAGCUGGUGAACUGGGAAUUGCCAUCAUGGGCCAGAAGUUCCUCUGGUGGGGUUUCGUGACUUUGAUGCUACUUCAAGGUGGCUCUGCCUACAAAUUAAUUUGCUACUUCACCAACUGGUCCCAGUACCGACCUGGGCUGGGAUAUUUUGUUCCUGAAACCAUCGACCCACAUCUAUGUACCCAUCUUAUCUAUUCUUUUGCCAAUAUCAACAACAACAAGAUCACCCCUAACGAGUGGAAUGAUGUCACCCAAUAUCACUCCUUCAAUGAUCUCAAGAAAAGAAAUCCCAACCUGAAAACUCUGCUGUCCAUUGGAGGUUCCGUAUUUGGUUCCAAAGGGUUCCAUCCCAUGGUGGAUUCUUCUGAAUCACGAUCAACAUUUAUCAACUCUGUGAUCCCAUUCCUGAGGCACAAUGACUUCAAUGGGCUGGACAUAGACUGGAUCUUCCCUGAGCUGAAUGAAAAGCCUUUUUUUGCUUCUCUGAUUCACGAGCUAGCUAUUGCUUUUCAGGAAGAGGCCAAAAAGUCUGGGAAGGAGAAGCUUCUCUUGUCUGUGGCGGUGGCCUCAGGAAGGCAGAAGAUCGAUAACAGCUAUGAGAUUAAGGAUUUAGCAAGUGAUGUGGAUUUCGUCAACCUCCUGUCCUUUGACUUCCAUGGAUCUUGGGAUAAUCCCUUGGUUACUGGCCACAACAGCCCUCUGAGGAAAGGGAAGCAGGACCAGAGGAGCAGCGCUUACUAUAAUGUGGAAUAUGCUGUGAACUACUGGAAGACUCAAGGCAUGCCAGGGGAGAAGAUAAUCAUGGGUAUCCCUAUGUAUGGCCGCUCCUUCACCCUCUCCACACCUGCGUCUAACUCAGGUGUGGGGGCCCCUGCCAACGCUGCUGGCACUCCUGGCCAAUUCACUGCAGAAGCAGGCUUCUUGGCCUACUAUGAGGUAUGCCAGUUCCUACAAGGUGCCACAGUCAAAAAAAUCCCAGAACAACAGGUCCCCUAUGCAGUCAAGGGCAAUCAGUGGGUUGGCUAUGAUGAUGUGGAGAGUGUGGAUAUCAAGGCCCAGUAUUUGAAGAACUCAGGAUUGGGAGGGGCCAUGAUUUGGUCCAUUGACCUGGAUGACUUUACUGGUGAAUUCUGCAAAAAGGGUCGAUUCCCACUCCUCCAGGCAAUCAAGAAGACACUGGACUCUGCCAAUAAAGGUAUUGGAAGCCAGAAGGAAUAG
Molecule: messenger RNA, 1233 nt
Organism: Trichosurus vulpecula (common brushtail)
Lineage: Eukaryota; Metazoa; Chordata; Mammalia; Diprotodontia; Phalangeridae
Gene: CHI3L2
Product: chitinase 3 like 2
Exons: 10
Coding region: 1-1233 (410 amino acids)
Biological process (GO): chitin catabolic process; carbohydrate metabolic process
Cellular component (GO): extracellular region
Molecular function (GO): chitin binding
Source: RefSeq, a predicted model, not a curated record